AUGGCCAAGUCCAAGAACAACACCACACACAACCAGUCCCGGAAAUGGCACAGAAACGGCAUCAAGAAACCCCGGUCACAAAGAUACGAAUCUCUCAAGGGGGUUGACCCCAAGUUCCUGAGGAACAUACGCUUUGCCAAGAAGCACAACAAGAAAGGCCUGAAGAAGAUGCAGGCAAAUAAUGCAAAGGCCAUGAGUGCAAGUGCAGAGGCCAUCAAGGUCCUGGUGAAGCCCCAGGUGCCAAAGGGUCCCACCCUCAAACUCACCCGUCAGGCUUUAAUUGCUCACCCCAAGCUUGGGGAGCAGAUUAAAAGCUACAUGGCCAGGGGUCAUAGGCUCCAAAAAACAAAGCCCAAGGUUCAAGCCAAGGCAGAGGCCUCAGCUGCAGCUCAGGCUCCCAAAGGUGCCCAAGCUCCUGUGAAGGCCCCAUAA
This is a messenger RNA of Alexandromys fortis (reed vole), 432 nucleotides long. Its product is annotated as 60S ribosomal protein L29-like. Gene Ontology annotation, biological process: cytoplasmic translation. The record is from RefSeq and is a predicted model, not a curated record. Gene Ontology annotation, molecular function: structural constituent of ribosome. Bases 1 to 432 code for a protein of 143 amino acids. The transcript has a single exon. Lineage: Eukaryota; Metazoa; Chordata; Mammalia; Rodentia; Cricetidae. Gene Ontology annotation, cellular component: cytosolic large ribosomal subunit; ribosome.